AUCAGUUGCGCUCCGUCACUCGCGACGGGCGGACGUGUUGCGCGUUCCAUUCGGCCGAUACAUCGAUCGAAUUAUCACCAUUUAAAAUAGCGUGGUAUAAGGAAAAGAACCGUCAUUAAUAACGCAACGAUUGCAGUGAUUUUUUAUAUUAAUUAUAUUAGGUGUCUCAUAGUGCGCGUAAAUAAAAAAAAUGGUGAGAGACUAGUGUUGCAAAAUGCGUCGUUCCAAACUGAAUAUCAAUCCGGAUUUGGGUGAUCUGGAGGAGAUGCUGGCGCAUGUGCAAACGCAGAUAGAGCAAGAGAUCGAUCUAGAGAAAGAGAGCAAAAUGCCCUCCUUGACCAGCGUGCAAGAAUCGCCAAAGAUGAAACGGGCCUCGUCUUUCAAUCAGGACAAUAUGGAAUACAGACGACCGCCUCGCCCUGUCAACAGAGUCAACAGCGAGGCGAAUCAAACGGUUGAAUACAGAAACGGCGACUACGGUACUGUCGGCACUAAUGGUUUCAAAGGAUCCCAGUCGAGUCUACGCUCGAACGACGAAGGAUCCCAGGUGUCCUUCCAGUCGUUCCGCUCGGAGCCGGUGCAGAGACAUUCCGUGUUGAGUUUGCCCGAUAAGAGGGACACGGCGUCGCUGAACGGGCGGUGCAAAACGGCGACGCUGCCGCGAGGCUACGGCUCGAGCAAGGAGAAGAACUGGGAGGAGUAUUGGUCGCACGAGCAAUCGAUAAGCAGCGCGCGCGCAUCGGUCAUGGUGUACGACGACGCGCUGAAGCGCUGGAUCCCCUCGGGCUCCAGCUCGGGCCUGUCCAAAGUGCACAUCUAUCAUCACACGCAGCACAACACGUUCAGGGUGGUGGGCAGGAAACUGAAUGACCAUGAGGUGGUAAUCAACUGCGGCAUAGUCCGCGGCCUCAAGUACAACCAGGCGACGGCCACGUUCCACCAGUGGAGGGACGCGAGGCACGUGUACGGACUGAACUUCUCGUGUCGGGAGGACGCCGACAGCUUCGCGAGGGCCAUGAUGCAUACACUGGAGGUGCUGGCGAACAAGGCGAGCAACAACACGGCCCCCCCUCCAGCGCAGCCCAACCCCCCCGUACCGUACAACGGGCACAAUGCGCACUAUGAUGAAGAUAUGGGGUAUAGAACGAUGACGCGCGAGGACGCGGCCAUGUUGCAACAGCCGCAGUACCACGCACCCCACCACCAGCAGCAUCAGCAGCUGCCGCCGCAGCACCAAAUACCGCAUCAGAUACCGCACCAGCAAAUACCGGCCCAACAUCAAGCGAUACCGACGCAACAUCAGCAGAUACCGGCCCAACAUCAGGCGAUACCGACGCAACAUCAGGCGAUACCGACUCAACACCAGGCGGUACCGACGCAACAUCAACAGAUACCGCCUCAACACCAACAGAUGGCGCCACAAUUGCCAAGUCAACACGCGGUGCAGACGCCGCAGCAUCACGCGGCGCAGAGUCAGUAUCAUGCGCCGCAUCAUCAUCAUAAUGCGGUACAACCGACCGCACAAACCGCCCCGACGCCGCCGCCGCACGGCGUGCACACGCUGCCGCACGCGCCGCACGCGCCCGCGCCGCUCUCGCACCACCGCACCAACAGUGCCCCAAUGCCCCCGAACAUGUCGCUGUCCGCAAGCGUAGUGGCCCCGCCGCCCGUGCCCCCGCACCAGAACCUACCUGCGCCCGCAAAUGGCCCCAUUGCCCCACCGACUCCCCCGGCGGCCCCGCAGCCGCCGCCCAUGCAAGCCGUCAACGCGGAGGCCGCGUCCCCCCCGGGCGGCGGCGCGGAGCAGUCGUCCGGCUCCGGCUCCGGCUCCGGCUCCGGCGGCUCGUCCGGCUCCGGCGGCGGGCGCGCCAGCCUGCACUGCAUGAUGCACGAGAUGCAGCGCACGCUCGCCAGGCGCCGCGCGCACCUCGACAGGGCUGAGGAGACAUCGACGGACAACUCCGUGAACUCGACGCCGAUGAAGAGCUGGGAGCGCUCGGCGACGUUGCCGCACCGCCUGCCCGCUAACUGUAACGGCAACACGCCGAGCUCGGAGUCGCCCGCGCAGCAGCCGGCGCAGUCGCCGCGCUCCGUGCGCAAGCGGUUCGGCUCCGCGAGCGAGGAGACCAUACUGAAGCAAGUGAACGGCGGCGGCGAGGGCGGCUGCGUGUCGGCCGCCGAAUGGGAGAGCUUCAAGCAGGAGCUCGUGCGCGAGAUGCGCUCGCAGAUGGCGCUCAUGAAGCGGGAGAUACUCGACGCCAUGAAGGCGGAAUUCGCUCGCAGAUAAGAACGCCAGGCGACGCCGAACGAUGCAACUAGUCUACCGCCGAACCACACCGACUUUUUAUGUAUACACAAUACGUUUGUAUGAGGAUUUUUUUGAUUGUUAUUUGUCAGGACACAAGUUGUAGCGAGUCGAUGAAAACGGUUCUUUCAACAAACUCCUGUCUUUUCGAUGUCAGACAAUUUACGUAUUGUAUGGGUUUUUUUUAAGUAUGAAAAUGUCUCGGCCUGCAUUUAUGUCAUUUUGAUAUAAUUUUUACAAUAUUAUUAUAUUGUACGUAAAAAGCGGUGCAAAUUCGGUAAAUUGUGAUUUAGAACAACGUAAUAAUUUAAUGUUGCCAACAUCGCACUGAAAAUAACAACGAUCGGGCAACAUUGCCCCGCGAAUGUUGUAUGUAUGUAAUAA
Molecule: messenger RNA, 2689 nt
Organism: Zerene cesonia (dogface butterfly)
Lineage: Eukaryota; Metazoa; Arthropoda; Insecta; Lepidoptera; Pieridae
Gene: ena
Product: protein enabled
Exons: 13
Coding region: 215-2287 (690 amino acids)
Molecular function (GO): SH3 domain binding
Source: RefSeq, a predicted model, not a curated record